AUGUCAAAUAAGAGCAACGAUAAAUUUCACAAGGUUGUUGUGUUUGCUGAGGACAUGACGGACGCCAUGCUCGAUAAGGUGUUGAGCACAGCAAAAGACGCUUUUCAGCUGCAAGUCACAUCGGAAAAAACUUUUUCUACCAUAGCUGAAUUCGUACGCCGCAACAUGGAAAAGGAAUAUGGCCGCGGCUGGAACUGCGUCGUGGGCUCUUCCUUUGGCGCCUAUGUGACGCAUGAAAUUAAAACAUAUGUCUACUUUAGUGUUGCCAUUGGUGUUUCAGUACUUGUUUGGAAAACUUAG
Molecule: messenger RNA, 300 nt
Organism: Plasmopara halstedii
Lineage: Eukaryota; Oomycota; Peronosporomycetes; Peronosporales; Peronosporaceae
Product: dynein light chain
Exons: 2
Coding region: 1-300 (99 amino acids)
Biological process (GO): microtubule-based process
Cellular component (GO): dynein complex
Molecular function (GO): dynein intermediate chain binding; dynein light intermediate chain binding
Source: RefSeq, a predicted model, not a curated record